Messenger RNA from Closterium sp. Yama58-4, 1350 nucleotides. NCBI's taxonomy places the organism in Eukaryota, Viridiplantae, Streptophyta, Zygnematophyceae, Desmidiales, Closteriaceae. The record is from the annotation of a GenBank genome assembly.
AUGGCGCAAGCGGCGCUGACGGCGCUGGACACGUGGACGGCGCGCGAUUGGCGGAAGGAGGAGCGGCAGUGGCGGGAGGAGCUGCGCCGGUGGCGCGCGGAUGACGUGGCGUUCCGCGCAGAGGAGAGGCGCUUCAAAGCGGAGGAGCGGAUGUUCCGCGCCGUGCGGCACAGGUGGCGCCACGAGAUAAUGCAGCAGCGCCACGUGGACAACGCCAUGCAACUGUGGAACCGCACCAAGGAGUGCAACAGGCGCAGUGUGGAGGAGAAGGCGGAGCACAUGAGGGCCAUGGCGUGGGUGGCGGCUAUUGUGGGCGGAUUCACCAUGACUGCCCCCGUGGAGUUCACUUAUAGUGACCCCGAUGCUCCAAUGUCGCUGUGGGUAGGCGUGCAUGGGGCACAGGGCACGGAGCACGGUGCAAAGGGCAUGGGGCAUGGGGCACGGGGGAUGGGGCACGGGGGAUGGGGCACGGGGGAUGGGGCACGGGGGAUGGGCCACGGGGCACGAGCCCGCUGCUUCCUACUCUCCCAUACUUCCAAACUCCCCACUCUCCCCUGCCCCCUCCCCCUCUCCCCUGCCCCCUCCCCCUCUCCCCUGCCCCCUCCCCCUCUCCCCUGCCCCCUCCCCCUCUCCCCUGCCCCCUCCCCCUCUCCCCUGCCCCCUCCCCCUCUCCCCUGCCCCCUCCCCCUCUCCCCUGCCCCCUCCCCCUCUCCCCUGCCCCCUCCCCCUCCCCUCCCCUGCCCCCUCCCCCUCUCCCCUGCCCCCUCCCCCUCUCCCCUGCCCCCUCCCCCUCUCCCCUGCCCCCUCCCCCUCUCCCCUGCCCCCUCCCCCUCUCCCCUGAGAGGGGAGGAAAAGGAGUUUCAUGUGUUCCUCUCGCUGAUUCCAACACCUGCCCCUUGCCCCCUACCCCCUGGCCCCUUUCCAUCCCACCCAGCCAUCGCUGAUGGUAAUGGCAGCAAUGAUAGCAUUGUUCGUGUUAGGAGCAGUCCUGCGGAUGGGCAAGCUCUACCCAUCCCUGAUGGUGGUAGCAGCAAUGAUAGCAGUGUUCGUGUUAGGAGCAGUGCUGAGGAUGGGCAAGCUCUAGAGCCCAUCGCUGAUGGUGGUAGCAGCAAUGAUAGCAGUGUUCGUUCUCGGAGCAGUGCUGCGGAUGGGCAAGCUCUACGUGCACGAGAGGGAGGAGGAGGAGUUUCUCGCCUCUGCGCGCUGCUUCGCACUCAACCGGGCGGCGGCGGGCGGCAACAGGACAACAAUCGCCGCCCCGCCAGCUGCCCUGAGGAGCUUCGACCGAUUCUGGGACCUCAGAUGCGAGUCCGACUGGCGAUUGACCUUCCGUCUCUUUUCUGCGGGUAA